Messenger RNA from Strongylus vulgaris, 441 nucleotides. The record is from the annotation of a GenBank genome assembly. NCBI's taxonomy places the organism in Eukaryota, Metazoa, Nematoda, Chromadorea, Rhabditida, Strongylidae.
AUGUCGUUGGCAACGGCUAUAACUGCGAUCACACCUCCAAAUGUGUCCUACAUUCAAAUGGACUCGCUUGUGAUUAUGAAAAUAGUAAAACACGUAGACAGCGAACUUUAUGCUGGAAUGAGUGAGGUAGCUGGCGAAGCUUGUCAAGGUCUCCUAACUGGUCUAGUCUCAGUUGAAAAAGAUGAUAGUCGAUUGGAAAUCACCAAUUGCUUUCCUACUGCAAGAGCUGAACCUGUGCUGGAAAGCGACGAAAAUGCAGCCCAAGCCAAUCAAAUGUAUGAAGAACUCAAGCAACAAGAAAUGUUGGACAUGUUACGGAAAUUUAGGAACAUGAAUAUCGACUAUGAAUUGGUCGGAUUUUACCAAGCGCAUCCAUUUGGAGCUUGCUUCUCGCAGGACCUUGUUGACUCCAUGUUUGAUUAUCAGAGCAACGGACCCGAU